AUGGCGGAAUAUCCUGUGGAACAGUAUGAGGGGGUGUUCAAAGAAAUCUUGAACGACAUUUUUCUGAAAUGUCAUUACGCCAACAACACAGAGUACUACAUGUACAUCGGGGACUUCAGCUGUAAAGACUACGAUGCUUGCGCGUGUCCCAUGAUGUCACCGCAGCCAGAUAUAGCAGGCACAGGUGUGCUCGUGGCUUUCGCCCUCACGGCAUUUUUCACUCUCCUCUCAGCAAUUUUCUGUAUCGUCGUAGGCCGUACCAAUCAAACUCGACGGACCUUCAACCCGAUUGACCGAUAUGGUUGCGAAUGGAUAUCCGAACCUCUUCGCCGCUUCAUGUUCCGAAGGGGCAUGAACCCCGACUUGCAUUCCCUCGUCGCCUACGACCUCGUCAAUACUUUCAGCGAUCUCCAGCUCGUGACAGGUCUCGCGGUAUUAGUCGCCGGGAUCAAGGAGCUGGCAGAUGAAUCGAUCUCAAUCUAUCACUUUUUGAUCGUCACCGAUCUCGCGUGGUUCUGUACGAAUGCUCACCUGCUAUCGCUGGUGGUCACUCGCGGGUUCCGUGAUAGCGUCAAGAGGACACACCCGCAGCGAUGCAAUCCCGAAAACACUGAAAUGACUGCACGCCUGGCUCGCGCCCUACGGAUUGUGCUGAUGGCGGCCACUUUUAUACUCCUUCUACUUGCAUUCUGGGUCACUGGCUAUGAAGAUGUCUAUUCUCCGGACCGAAUGAGGUGCCCGAUGAGAUGCACCUUGGGAAAGAAGAAGGGCGGAUGGCCUAGACACCUGAUGGUAGCCAACAUGACCUUGAUGGCAUACUUUUAUGCACUACAAACCUUCCUCAGUUGGCGUACCGGUCGCAUCUUUUGGAUGGACCAUAUCAGAGGCUCACUGAUCGACAAGCAAGGCCAACCGAUCAAUGUCUUGAAUCCCGAAAUAAUCUUCAAACGAUGGACUGAGAACAAAUUCUUGAAGGCGCUGAGAAUGUCGCUUCUAGCGGUUUGGUAUUUCCUCGCGUCUGAAGUUGGGAACUUAGUGGGGUUAACUCUUUAUUUUGGUUUCGGUGUCUACUCUCUUCUCGACGAUAAGAGACGUUUAGGCAAAAUGGGUGAGGUUUAUACUGCCCAUGGCGAGAGCGAGAUUGUAUACAGCCAGCUCGUUCCCAUUUUCUUACUCAUCAUCCCCUUCAUGGGCAUCUUUGAGUCGCAUGCCAGGCACUCGAAGACGGUCAAGGAGUCCGAGCUCAAGGAGGUGGGAAGUUGUACAUCAGAGGGAUCUUGA
This is a messenger RNA of Colletotrichum abscissum, 1281 nucleotides long. RefSeq lists its product as uncharacterized. Bases 1 to 1281 code for a protein of 426 amino acids. The record is from RefSeq and is a predicted model, not a curated record. Lineage: Eukaryota; Fungi; Ascomycota; Sordariomycetes; Glomerellales; Glomerellaceae. The transcript is spliced from 2 exons.